AUGUUAACGGAAGUAGACAACAUUUUAACACUCGGUUUAACAGAUCUUGCAUUUUAUGCCAUAGUUUUGAAAAGUGAAGCAUUUGAUAUUGCAAAAAAUUGUAGUUUUGAAAACUUUGAUAGAACUAUUAUUAUUGGAGACACAAAACUUAAUCAUUCUUGUCGCAAUGGACGCCAGGCUUUAAAAGAUACACAAUUUGUCGGAUUUAAAAUCACAGAUGAAGACAUUGGGGUUCUUUUUGAAUAUGCAAUCCCGUUUAUUACAAUAAUAACAAGAAGAGGUGAAACUGCUGGUCAACCUUUUUUAAAUGUUAAUUUAGGAGCGGUGUUCACUGGUGUGAUCAUCACAAUUGUUGGAAGUCUCUUCAGUGGAUUCACAAGAUUCCUUCGAGGAGAAAAAGUUUUCAGCAGUAAAACAUUCUUCAGAAGUAAAAAGAACAAGAUUCCUCUAGGACGAAAUUUCGAUUAUGAUUUUGAUGAAAGGAUAUGGGAAACGUUUAACCAUAUGGAUGAAGAACUAAUGAAUAUUGAUAUCGAUGUAGUUUCUUGUAGUCAAAGAGCAAUGUGCGAUUAUAUCAAAAGUAGUCUAAGAAGCAAUGAGAGUAGCCAUGGUUUUGAAAAGUUAAUUGCCGGAAUUAUUAACACAAAAUUUGUUGAUCGAUUCAUUAAUCAUAAAUAUUUGAUGAAUCCCAUUGAAGUAGCCAGAAGUAAAUCCUACUGUGAAACUUCAUUCAGUAGCUGCAGACUGCAAGAAGGAAAUAAGAAUAAUCUAAUUAGAAAAAUUCAACGAUAUGUGAAACCUAAAAAAUGUACACGCGCAAAGAGAUUUGGAUCAAAAAACCCUAGUUUUGAAAACUUUGAUAGAAAUGUUGUUAUUGGAGAUACACAACUUGAUCAUUCUUAUCGGAAUGGACGCCAGGCUUUGAAAGAUACGCAAUUCAUUUCUUUUAAAAUCACAGAUGAUGACCUUCCGGUUCUUUUUGAAUUUGCUGUCCCAUUUUUAUCAGUACCAACAAGAAGAGGUGAAACUGGCGGUCAACCUUUUGUAAAUAUUAAUUUAGCAGCGAUCUUCACUGGUGUGAUCGUCACAAUUAUUGGAAGUUUCAUUGGUGGAUUCACAAGAUUCCUUCGAGGAGAAAAGCUUUUCAGUAAUAAAUCAUUCUUCAGGAGUAAAAAUAAAAUUCCUCUAGGACGAAAUUACGAUUAUGAUUUUGAUGAAAGGAUAUGGGAAAUGUUUAACCAUAUGGAUGAAGAACUAAUGAAUAUUGAUAUCGAUGUAAUUUCUUGUAGUCAACGAGCAAUGUGCGAUUAUAUCAAAAAUAGUCUAAGAAACAAUGAGAAUAGCCAUGGUUUUGAUAAGUUAAUCGCCGGAAUUAUUAACACAAAAUUGGUUGAUCGAUUCAUUAAUCAUAAAUAUUUAAUGAAUCCCAUUGAAGUAGCCAGAAGUCAAUCCAACUGUGAAAUUUCAUUCAGUAAGUGCAGACUGCAAGAAGGAAAUAAGAAUAAUAUAAUCAGAAAAAUCCAACAAUUUGUGAAACCUAAAAAUACCACACGCGGAAAGAGACAAACAUGGUUUCAUAAUCCAACAAUGUAA
Messenger RNA from Clunio marinus, 1593 nucleotides. The record is from the annotation of a GenBank genome assembly. NCBI's taxonomy places the organism in Eukaryota, Metazoa, Arthropoda, Insecta, Diptera, Chironomidae.